Dreissena polymorpha is the source of this 5823-nucleotide messenger RNA. RefSeq names its product phosphoinositide 3-kinase regulatory subunit 4-like. Gene Ontology annotation, molecular function: ATP binding; protein binding; protein serine/threonine kinase activity. The record is from RefSeq and is a predicted model, not a curated record. Gene Ontology annotation, cellular component: late endosome; phosphatidylinositol 3-kinase complex, class III, type I; phosphatidylinositol 3-kinase complex, class III, type II. Gene Ontology annotation, biological process: protein phosphorylation; protein targeting to vacuole; late endosome to vacuole transport. The coding region runs from base 195 to 4241 and encodes 1348 amino acids. NCBI's taxonomy places the organism in Eukaryota, Metazoa, Mollusca, Bivalvia, Myida, Dreissenidae. The transcript has 35 exons.
GUUGUGUGUGACCUGACAGUUCGGUCGUAGUUUUCAUGACAGACAACUCCUACUUUUUCCGACGAAUGUUAAAUCUUUUUUGAGAUAAUAUGUGAACAGUUACUGGUAACCUUAUUAUAUAUUAUUGAAAUACGAUAGGAAGUCCUUUACAUUUUCGUCUUACAAAUUAUGAUAGAAUAGAAGGUUGAAGCACGAUGGGGAAUCAGCUUACUGGGAUAGCUCCAUCUCAGAUUCUACCUGUGGAGCAUUACCUGACCUCUGAUCUGCCUGACAUUCAGUAUGAAGGAAGUCUGGGCAGUACCAGAUUCUUCAAAGUGGCAAAGGCAAACUCCAAGGAAGGUUACGUUGUGGUGAAGGUGUUUGUCAUCCAUGAUCCAUCCCUACCGCUAUCCAGCUACAAAAGUAGACUUGAUGAAAUCUGUGUAACGCUUCAUGGGACCUCUAAUUGCCUGCCUUUCCAGAAAUCUGUGCAACAAGACAAGGCAGCACUGUUGUUCCGUCAAUACGUGAAGGACAGUCUGUAUGACCGCAUCAGCACCCGACCUUUCCUCAACUUGAUAGAGAAAAAAUGGAUUGCGUGUCAGCUCCUUUGUGCUCUGAACCAGUGCCAUAAAUUAAAGGUGUGUCAUGGGGACAUCAAGUCAGAGAAUGUGAUGAUCACAGGCUGGAACUGGCUGCUUCUCACUGACUUUGCCAGCUUUAAACCUACAUACCUCCCUGACGACAACCCAUCAGAUUUCUCAUAUUUCUUUGACACCUCUCGACGUCGGACAUGCUACAUCGCACCGGAACGUUUUGUCGACAGUGGGUUCCGAAACACGGAAACUGGGGGUAACCUAGUAAACAAUGUGGACCUGACCUCCUCUGGAGAGGUCAAGACAGGGGACCUAACCCCUGCCAUGGAUAUCUUUUCUGCUGGAUGUGUGAUAGCGGAAUUGUUCACCGAUGGUGUACCGCCUUUUGACCUCUCCCAGCUUCUGGCCUACCGUAACAGAGAGUAUAGCCCCUGGAAAGUGCUGGAGAGAAUUGAGGACCCAAAUGUCAGGGACCUAGUUCGGCACAUGAUGCAGAAAGAGCCUAGUCAUCGCCUGUCGGCGGAGGAAUACCUCAUUCAGCAGCGUGUGAAGACUUUCCCGGACUACUUUUACACGUUCUUGAAGCUCUACAUCCAGCGGUUUGCUACCACGCCUAUAUUGUCACCGGAUGAACGGAUAUUCAGGGUGACAAAAGACCUUGAGAUGAUCAUUGAGAAUCUAAAGAUAGACCCUUCCCGCCCCGAGAACAACAAUGUACUGGUCCUUAUCAUCUCCCUUGUUGGAUCCAGCUCAAGACAGGCCAAGUUUUGCAACUCUAAACUAGUGGCUCUGCAACUACUCACGAAGCUCUCCAAGUUUGUUACGGCUGAUAUCAUCCUUGACAGAAUUGUGCCCUAUGUUAUGCACAUGGCAGGUGACAGUGAGGCUCGAGUGAGGGCAGAGAUGCUUCAUAGUGUCACCAGAUGUGUUAAGGACCUGCAGAAUGUACCCAGGAGUGAUGUCAAUGUCUUCCAAGAAUACAUUUUUCCGAAACUGUCCCCUCUGGUCCAGGAUGGGUCGGCUGUGGUACGAGCAGCGUUUGCAGAAAACAUUGCCCUCCUUGCAGAGUCAGCACUCAGGGUCCUGGAGAUGAUGCAGUUGGGCGAGGCAGAGGACCAGGAGGAUAAGGAGGACACAGCCUACUUUGUAACGUAUGACCAGGAGCUGCAGACACUACAAGAGAUCAUACAGGACAAGGUAGUUCACCUCCUCAAUGAUCUUGAGAACUCCGUGAAGAGGGCUCUUCUUGAUAACAAUGGCAUCACAAGACUGUGCGUGUUCUUUGGCAGACAGAAAGCCAAUGAUGUCCUUUUGUCCCACAUGAUCACCUUCCUGAAUGAUAAGGCUGACUGGCAUUUGCGGCAGGCAUUCUUUGACAAUAUAGUGGGCAUAGCAGCCUAUGUCGGGUGGCAGAGCUCAGAGAUAGUCAAACCUUUAAUUGAGCAGGGCCUGUCUGACACAGAGGAGUUCAUUGUACACAAGAGCCUGGGUGCCCUUAAGUCGCUGACAGAGCUGGGCUUGCUACAGAAACAAAUGCUCCACCAUUUUGUGAAGAUUGUUGUUCCUUUACUGGCUCAUCCGGGUAUGUGGAUACGCCACGGCAGUGUGGGGUUUGUGUCAGCCGUAGCCCAGAAACUCAACAUAGCCGACAUCCAUUGUAACCUGCUACCUGCUCUUAAGCCAUUCCUCAAAUCUGACAUCAUACAGAUAGAGAAAGAGGUGUUGUUAUUGAAUACACUACUUGACCCCAUUCCAAGGCUAGUGUUUGACUACAUCGUAAGGUCAAACUUGGUGGAGCGCAUUUUUUCCAUACUGCAGAAGCAGAGCUACAUACGAGGCAUAAGUCGUCAGGGACACAAACCCGACUACCCAGAACUGGAUGAUGCCAUGACCCAGGUAUUCAAAAGACUGACCUUCCUGGGAUGUUCUGAGCAACAUGAGGACAAGAUCCUUGCUAUGAAAGACUUCAUUCUGAAGCUGAACAGGGCCAGAGCUGGCUCUGACACUGCUUCCCAAGCCUCGUCGGAUGUGAAGCGAGGUCACAUUCUCCUGACCAGCCUGGUGACCAGGAUUCCCACACGGAGACACGCUGACCUCAACAAGUCCAGCCAGUCCAAGACUGACCUUGCCCCAAGCAUAAAGAAGAAGGGAGCAACACUAGAUUCUCAAGCCUCAACCAUGAAUCCUGAGUGGAAAAGUAUGUUUGGCUCAACAUCCUCCGAUAGGUCUCUCAGCUCGUCCCCUAAGUCAAAAACGCUUCCAAAGGCGGAAACCAAACCAGCCAAACCCCUGACUGGUUCCCAGUCAAGCUCCACUGGCAGCAUGGUGAACGUGUCCCAGCUCUCACUGGACAGCACUCUACCCACCCUGGAUGCACUCAGGGGAGAUAAGAACGUACAACAAACCCGAUACGCUCCAUGCAAGUUUGAGUUGCGGGACCUGAUUAGGAAGCGCCGAGGUCAGUACUCGUCAGACAUGGCGUGCCGUGAUCUCCUCGAGGGCAUCGCCUGGGAGAACCGACCUCCCCCUAGCAACUGGCGACCUCGGGGCCUGCUGGUAGCUCACCUGCAUGAACAUAGGGGGCCAAUUAACAGACUGGCGGUGUGUCAUGACCAUAGCUUGUUUGCCACCUGUUCCAACGACAGCCAGGUGAAAUUGUGGGAAUGUGGGAGACUAGAAGGAAAAAACAUUGCAAAUCGCUCAAAAGUCACCUUGAAAUUAGAGGGUCAGGUAAAGCUGCUAACAUUCUUUGAGGGCUCCAAUUCACUGGCGGCUGCAACUGACAAGGGUGCUAUUAAUGUUUAUGAUGUUGGCUCUGGCAAGACCAAUGAGGUGGACUCUCGAACUGUAAACCUUCAGCACCAUGGACAGCUGGUGGACAUGACCCACUUUGAUACAGGCAACCAGUCGGUGCUGGCAUAUGCGACUGUGAAUGGCUUCUUGAUUGGAUGGGACAUUCGGUCCAAUGAUGUUGUCUGGAUGCUGAAGAAUGACCCAAGAAAUGGUCUGAUCACUUCGUUUGCCGUGCAUCAGUCCCAGUGCUGGCUCUGUGUAGGAACCAGUAGUGGGAAACACGUGUGCUGGGACCUGCGCUUCCAGUUGCCCAUAACGACCAUUGAACACCCUACAGGAUCACGUGUUCGUCGCCUGUUGCCUCACCCAAAGGAACAGUCAUGGGUGAUCUCGGCAGUGCAGGGUAACAAUGAGGUCUCCAUGUGGGAUAUCGAGACAGGUGCCCGCCGGAAGGCUCUGUGGGCCAGCGCUGUGCCCACCUUGUCCAAAACACAGGAGAGUCCCCACGCCGUGUAUGGUAUGCACGUGGCCACCACAGACAGUAGCACUUUCCUUCUGACUGGAGGUUCGGACAUGAGGGUCCGGUUCUGGGACCUGGGCUACCCUGCAAAUAGCUUCAUCAUGGCCAACGCUGCAGGCGAUCUGACUCAGCACACAGCAGUCAGCUACAGGUCUCAGCUGAUAGAGGGCACAGAGGUGAUAGUGGAGUCGUACACCAAGAAGCCCGUCCCCACGGAGGACUCUCAGCCCUGGGGUCCCGAGGCCCCGCCCCAGGGUCACAAUGACACCAUCACUGAUGUUGCCCUGUGUCAGGCCUCACAGUGCCUGGUGCUGACGGCGUCGAGAAAUGGCGUCGUGAAAGUGUGGAAAUAGUGGAUGAGGGAUAAAAGUGGUUUGGUUGCAAGGGUGGAUUAUAGUGGUAUUGGGGUUUGGGUUUGAGGCUUAUGGGCUAUGACAGGGGAGUGGGUGGAGGGGAGGUUACUUGAAUGUUGGUGUUUUCAAAAGGUUUGUGUAAAAGCAUAAAAAUAGGGAAGGCAUGGCAUAUAAGAAUGGAGGUUUGUGAUAAUUGGUUUGUGAGGUUUGGAAAUAGGGCAGGGAUGGAUGGAGUCGGUGGCUUGUGGAGAGUCGCUUGUGCAGAUACUGUUGUUAAUACCUUAAUAUUUAUGUAACUUUUUGUAUCAGUUGUGAAAUAUGUAUGAAAAAUGUGUUAUUUAUAAAGGCACUGUGGAUAUGACCACUUAUAAUUUUCGUGUUUGUGAGAAAAAUUUCUCCGUUGUGUUUGUGAUGUGUUAUCUUUUUCUUUUAAAUGUGUGACAACUUUGAAAUACUUAGUUGGUAAUGAAGUGUAAGGAAAUCAAUUACAUGAUACACUAUUGAAAUUAUACCCUCAAGUGUGUUUCAAAUGUAUAAUAUUAUAGUUUGACUGUUAUUGUUGUUUUGAACUUGUCUGUUUAGACAUUUCUGAAACUGUCAAUUUGUUGUUCAUGUUAUCGUUGCAUUCGUCUGCAAAGUAUUAAAUAAGAGUUUGAGGAUUCUGCAAAUGUUUCAAUAUGCUUAACUUUUCCAUAAAGACAAUAUGAAUAAGGGCCAUAGUUGUCUCUGAUUGAAAAAUUUACUUUACACAUCUAAAGAUCCUAUUUGACAUCCGGACUCACACCAUUUUAGGCAACAGUGAAACAUUUUGAAUAAAUUAUAACGCCCUUUAUUGCGCAAUUUAAUGUGAACAGUUUUAAAUGGAUAAAAUUUGACAAAUAUUCAUGGUCAGCAAUGUGUUUUAUGUAUAUUGAUUGUGUUUAUGGACAAAAAACAAUUGUUCUUAAAGUGGCUUUUUUUCAUAAAAAUGGAAAAUUAUUUCCAAUUGUAGAAAACUGUUAUUUAGUUGAUUUUUUUAUUCUUCUGAAUUUUUUAUAGUCUUUAAUUCAUCACCGAUUUAUCUGUUAAAAAAAUAUUUCAAAGAAUGUAUAUACUGAUUUUAUAGCAUUCGAUACAAAAAUAGCAAGUUAAAUGUGCUAACCUAGCUCAAAUAUGUUUAUGUAUUAGUAUACACAUAUGAUAUAAUGUUUUAUGAUUUAGUUAUAGUAACAUGAAGUAUUGAAUUUAAAGUUUUUUUAUACAACAUGGCUAUUCAGAAAUAUAUCCGAUAGUUAUCUUUCUAAAUUGAAAUGAUAAUUUAUGUCAUUAGUAUGUAUUCAUGUAUACGCAGUUAAGAAACUGUAUAGAUUUCUAGGAUGCCAUGUCGUUUCUUACAAAUAUUUCUAGUUUCUUUGGAGACAGAAAUUUGAACUUGAUUAUUUGUAUUGCUGUUACCCAUUCGUAAAGUUGUGUGACUUUAAAAAGAACUAGGUUUGCAGUUGAAAACAUUUCCAACACUACACCUUAAGUGCAUAGAAUUUGAUUUACUACCAAUAUGUGCAAUAUACUUUAUUAAAGUAAUGAAAUAAACAAUAAAACUAAA